Rhineura floridana is the source of this 6235-nucleotide messenger RNA. It is a transcript of the gene VANGL2, whose product is annotated as VANGL planar cell polarity protein 2. Gene Ontology annotation, biological process: Wnt signaling pathway, planar cell polarity pathway; establishment of planar polarity; multicellular organism development. Gene Ontology annotation, cellular component: plasma membrane. Lineage: Eukaryota; Metazoa; Chordata; Lepidosauria; Squamata; Rhineuridae. The transcript has 9 exons. The record is from RefSeq and is a predicted model, not a curated record. Bases 873 to 2438 code for a protein of 521 amino acids.
ACAAUGGAAGCGCCGGAGGGAGGCGCGCGCGGGCCUGGGAACAGCCAGUGGUGGGUCCGCAGGUUCGAAUCCUCCCCUGUUCACACGCUGGGAGAAGGUGGAGAGGAGCGGAUCCGGAGCUGCCAGUGUGGGCGGCGCGGCUGUUUGCAACGAAUCCUCGUGCAGAGGCGAGGAACCGCAGGCUUGUUUAACCCUGGUGCUUUCCCCCCCCCUUUUCGAAAUUUUGAAUUGGAUUUCCCCCUCUCUUCAUUUUUGCAAUUGCAUGGAAAACGGAAGGAGCCGCCCGAGAGAGAGAGAAAAUUGGGAUUUUGCAGGCAGUUCGGUGGCUGGAGAUCGGGCCAGGAAGGAACAAAAGCCACAGAAGGGGAGGGCAGAAAGGAAAAGCGAGCUGCUGCGGCUGCCUUUGUAGACGCAAGCCGGAGAACAACAGGAUCGGGGCCGCUGCUGGCUGGGUGCAAUGCUUGCUCUCAGAAUCUGUGCCUCGCAGCCGUUGUAGAUGCUGAAAGCUGGGGCUGGCCCCACUGACUGGGACGGGACUGGGAGUCUGGCCCCAGCUGCUGAGUGCUUCGAAGGCUCCACGAUGCACAGCCUCUGGCGGGACUGAGCGGACAACAGGGGAGGGCUCUUCGGCAUCGCUGUGACCUCCUCGUGGUGUGCCACCAAGUUGGUGCCCCCUUUUUUCCUUCUAAGACAAGCCCAGCCAGCCAAUCAAAAUAGAGUCCCUCAAGGUGAAAGUUGACUUCCUGAAGGUGCCUCUUGGCCUGAAGAAGCCUACCCUGAAAGAGGCAGCGGCUGCCUUGGCGGCCGUCCCGGGGCCCGGGAAACCCAAGUCCAUCAACGUGGACCGCUACAAGGCUCGGCGCUCCAACAACAUGGACAACGAGUCACAGUAUUCGGGAUACUCCUACAAGUCUGGGCAUUCGCGCAGCUCUCGGAAGCACAGAGAUCGACGAGAGCGUCACCGCUCAAAGAGUCGCGAUGGGAGUCGAGGGGACAAGUCAGUGACCAUCCAGGCUCCUGGGGAGCCCCUGUUAGACAACGAGUCGACACGGGGCGAUGAAAGGGAUGACACCUGGGGAGAGACCACCACGGUGGUGACGGGCACGUCCGAGCACAGCAUCUCCCACGAUGACAUCACACGCAUCACCAAGGACAUGGAGGACAGUGCCCACCUGGACUGCUCGCGCCACCUGGGCAUCUCGCUGGGCGGGGCCUUGGCCCUCUUCUCCUUCCUCACCCCCUUGGCCUUCAUGCUCCUGCCCCAGCUGCUGUGGGGGGAGAGCCUGGAGCCCUGCGGGACGCCUUGCGAGGGGCUCUUCAUCUCCGUGGCCUUCAAGCUCCUCCUCCUCCUCCUGGGCAGCUGGGCCCUCUUCUUCCGCCGCCCCAAGGCCUUCUUCCCGCGGAUCUUUGUCUUCCGCGCCCUCCUCAUGGUGCUCGUCUUCCUCCUGGUGGUCUCCUACUGGCUCUUCUACGGCGUCCGCAUUUUGGACUCACGCGACACCAACUACCAGGGCAUUGUGCAGUACGCCGUCUCCCUCGUGGACGCCCUGCUCUUUGUCCACUACCUGGCCGUGGUCCUCCUUGAGCUGCGGCAGCUCCAGCCCCACUUCACCCUCAAGGUGGUUCGCUCCACCGACGGAGCCAGCCGGUUUUAUAAUGUUGGCCACCUCAGCAUCCAGCGAGUUGCUGUGUGGGUCCUUGAGAACUACUACCACGACUUCCCGGUCUACAACCCUGCCCUCCUCAACCUGCCCAAGUCUGUUCUCUCCAAGAAAAUGUCUGGCUUCAAGGUGUACUCGCUGGGCGAAGAAAACACGACCAACAACUCCACAAGCCAGUCGCGGGCCGUCAUUGCUGCAGCCGCUCGGAGAAGAGACAACAGCCACAAUGAGUAUUACUAUGAGGAGGCUGAGCAUGAACGCAGGGUCCGCAAAAGACGUGCAAGGCUGGUGGUGGCUGUGGAGGAGGCUUUUACGCAUAUCAAGAGGCUCCAAGAGGAGGACCAGAAAAACCCGCGGGAGAUCAUGGACCCGCGAGAGGCGGCCCAGGCCAUCUUUGCCUCCAUGGCCCGGGCCAUGCAGAAGUACCUGCGCACCACCAAGCAGCAGCCGUACCACACGAUGGAGAGCAUCCUGCAGCAUCUGGAGUUCUGCAUCACCCACGACAUGACUCCUAAGGCAUUCCUUGAACGGUACCUGACCGCUGGGCCCACCAUCCAAUAUCACAAGGACCGCUGGCUGGCUAAGCAGUGGACUUUGGUCAGUGAGGAGCCAGUGACCAAUGGCUUGAAAGAUGGGGUGGUCUUUGUCCUGAAGCGCCACGACUUCAGCCUGGUGGUGAGCACCAAAAAGAUCCCCUUCUUCAAGCUCUCGGAGGAGUUUGUGGACCCCAAAUCGCACAAGUUUGUGAUGCGGCUUCAGUCGGAGACCUCUGUGUGAACUGGAGCCAGGGCGAGGGGCUUGAAUGCCCGAGGAACAGCGAUAUGCGACAGGGAGCUGCUGGUGUAUAGCAUCUGUCUCUUUGGGGUUUAGCACAGAUGUCCAAGUUUGGGGUUCGGAAGAGGUUUCUCCAUGUUUUGGUAGAAAUCCUUCCCAGAGUUGUGAGUUUACAUCUACGUCUUUACACCUUCUGAUGCCGUCACUGACUGAUCAGGUCUCCCCUUUCUCCCUUCACAAUGCCAGGUGAGGAGUGGGGUGUACAUGCACCCUUUUUCCUGUUCCUCCCCAGGUUUUUUUUUUGUAGCAACACUCCCAGGAGCUCAGAAGGCGUGCAGAUGGAAAGGAUGGUAUCUUUCCCCCUUCUUCUCUCCCCAGUGAAAUGAUUGAAAUUUAUGGUGCCAAAUGUUAAGGGCUAAUUCUGUUCACUGUCUUGAGCAGCAUCUCCAAAAACAGUUGGGUCUGAGGAACGUCUUUGAAUGUUUGCUUGUUUUUAAAAUGAAAGAACACAAACCAGCUAACCUCACUGUUCUGGCCUUCGAAAUAUCACCUGAUGCUGUGAUUGUUGUCGUAUUCUCUCGGUCUCUGAGCUCCGACUCGACUUGCACAAGACUCUGUGGAGCACUAUAAAAGAGAGUGCCUGUUGAUGGUAGGCUGUGGCUGCUAUUUUUUGAUCUUCCAUCAUUCCAUGGCACAUGCAAAACCACCCAGGUGGCUCUUCCGAGUUCUUGCAAGUCAGGUGCACCAAACACCUGGUUUGAGCCUCCUCUGGUAUCUUUCUCCAACUCAAGUUUAUAAACAAAAAAAGACACUUUUUUGUGAAGUUUUUUAAAUGGUGACUUUUUUUUAAAAAAAAAGCUGAUCUCUUUCAAAAGACAUCCUGUGUGUUGUAAAUAGUUGACUUCCUUAUGGUGACCCAGGCUAUCUCUUGCUGGGUCUGUCUCUUUCACUUUCCGGUGUUUGACUUGAAAGGAGGUUGUAGCAUUCUGUGGGACUUGAGUAUAAAAUGAGAAACUGCCUCCCCUUCUGGAGCUCAAUCCGAUGGGCAGCUUCGUCUGCACAAGCCUCCUUGAAAUGAAUGGCAGCCCCACACGAGGAUUGGAGUGCCUGCCCAUUUUGGUGAGGCUUCUGCAGGGAAACCGUCCAGCGGAUCAUGACCUCUCUUGGAAAAUCACAGCAAGAAGCCAUUCAUUACAAGGUUCUGGAGCACCCUCUUCUCCAUCUCGAGCCCUGCCAUCGGGUUUCCAAAAAGCAGCACACUCGAGAUUCUUCUUUUAUGGCAGAUUCAUGGCUUCGUUCUUUCUGUGUGCUGUGGAACCAUUGCCUCCUCUCCACCUGUGGGAAGCCAGAGCAUCCUAAGUGAAGCUGCAAUCUUGUCCUAUAAAGGAACCCUCAUGUGAGUUGCUGCCCAAAGCCAUCCCACAUUGCAGCUGGAAGCCUCAAGCCUUCAAGAAAUUCCAGAAGCACCCUCCAUGCCUUUUGAGAAAUCCAAGAACAAAGAUGGUCAUGGGCUGCCACCAUCAACUAAUAAUGCCACAGUGGGCUGUAACUCUGUGUCCUGUCAGUGUUCUAAAUGUGGAUUAUUCUUCUUUCUUUGGUUGAUUAUUUUCUGGAAGAACCUUCCUUCCUUCCUUCUUUCCUUCCUUCCUUCGUUUGUUCAUUACAGUAACCCUUCAGGUGUUUUUCUGCCAAGGGUCUUUCUUUGGCUGUGCUACGGUUUCAACUUAUCUUGCUUUUUAAAUAAAUAAAUUAUUAUUAUUAAAACAAAGUAAGGCAGCAGUUGGGUUGCUCUCAAACUAAUUGCUUGGUGAAGGCUAUUUUGCAGCCCAUCUCGCUUGGUGGGUGGUUCUCUUUAGGGCUUAGUAAGGAUAUGGGGGGGGGGGGUUAAAGACAUCUUAAAUGGCACCACACCUGUCCCAGCUGAGGCUGACGGGAGUUGUAGUCCAGAACAACUGGAGGGUACCAGCCUGGCUAAAGCUGUCAACUUGGAUCACUGUGACGUUAAAAUUGUAUUUCACUGUGAUUUUUUCCCUAAUGUUUUGUGGUUUUUUUAAAUACUUGGGGCAUGAUGCAGCCCAAAGAAGAAACACUUUUAAAAUUCCCUGUUAAAAUAUAUAUCCAGUUGAAACCUGUGUGCAUCACUAUGGCUGGAUUCUGCAGGAGGCGUCUUUUUAUUUUUCUUAUUAUGAUUAAAGGAGGACUUCAAAAAGAUGUUUCCUUAAGUUGGAUCUGUCCAGUUAUUGGGGGCGGGAGGAUGGGAGCAGCAUUUCCCCCGUGCUACAAAGUCCCACGCGAAGCAGCUGGGCACUCUGGCACAUCUGGGUUUCAAGUGCAGACCUAAAAAUGUGAAGUGCAAAGGUGAUUUAUCACGUACAUGAUAAGCACUCUUAACUGUACAAGCGACCUCUCAGGGGAGCUGGUUGGGACCGGCUGUCGCUCCCUGUCGAGUGUGGGAAGCCCAGCCUGGCUGGCUAUGAAAUGGCCUUCCGACACCUGCAAAUAGGGCUCACCUGCAUCAGUGGGAAGGUUUUCCCCCUGCCUUGUCUUGGUGAAACUCUGCCCAGAACUGAACCCCUUUCUCUGCCAGAUGUUACCUCCUCUUGUGCCAUCUCCUGAGCACCUGGCCCUCUUUUUUUUGGUCUCCAUCUUUCCACAAAUUGUGUUAGUUUAGUUUCCGCCACAAUCCCAUUUUAAACUCAUAGACGCAUCUCUCUCCUCACCCCCACCCCCAAAUUCUGGCAUAGUUUGAGAUCCUCUUGAUCUGGCGCUGGUGGGAUCAGAUGAGACAGAUGGCCUGGGAGCUUUGAAGCAGCCCCUUGAAAGGUUAUCGCAGCCUUUGUAGUCCCAAACAUUUGGAGGGUACUGUAUUGGCAAAGUCUGCUUUAUGGCUUGGGGAGGCGGGUUCUCCGUAGCCUCGGCUGCUGUGUAAACCCCACUGCUGUUGGGUCUUGCAGCUGUUUUGCCAUUCCAGGGGGGCAGCUGUCUGGGUUCGCCCCUAGAGGCAGCAAGAGCUGGUUCUCUCUGCACAAACCUUUGAGCGACAGAAGAGUGAGCCCUCUUCUUAGAAAGAGGCUUCAGGUGAGCCACCAAAUGUCCCAUUUGUGUAGCAAUAAUGCGCUUGCCUCGGGUGAUGUGUUUUCUCAAGUUGGUUGAGUCAUUUCAUGGCGAAAGGCUCCCGGUGAUGAAAUGCUCACGACCCAGGCUUGGAUCUUGAAUCUCAUUGUGGUUUUUUUUCUCUUCUCUGUUGCCAACUUGAGACCAUCCAUUUAAUCCAGGCUUCCCCGACCUGGUUGUCCUUGCAGCUGUGUCGGAUUACAACUCCCAUCAGCCCCAGCAUCAUACAGCUGCGCUGGCUGGGGUGAAGGGUAGUUAUAAUCCAAAACUGUUGGAGGACACCAUGCUAGGGAAGGCUGGUUUGACCUGUCCCUGUGCAUCUCUGAUCUUGGCUUUCCAGGUGUGACUUCACUGCCAUCUGACAUUGUCACAAACACAACUCACCUGGCUUGAUCACAAGUGUGAUUUGGCAAGAGAACACAGUUUCAGUGACAGACCCUCGUUUGAACUGAAAGUGUAAAAUAUAGACUGGCUUUCCCUGCCUCAAACACACACACUGAAUUUAGGAAGGUUUUUUGUUUCUUUUUUAAAGACAGAGUUGGAAAAACCGUGUGCAUGCAUGUAGAAAAUUGUAAAGUGUAAAAUUGUUUUUUAAUAUAUAAAAGUUUGUUUUUCCCGUUUGCAGUGGUACUAAGCAUUAUGGCAAUGUUAGUAAGUUUUUUUCCCCAUAAAUAUAGGGAGUAAAA